UGAAAACAACUCGUACCGUAAACACGUUGCUAACUGUCGUAAUUUGUCUAGCUGCUGCCCAACCUGUCACACGGGAGCAACAUUGAAAUUAAAUUUGAAAACGCUGCUGCAGAAAAAAUAAUGGCAGACGAUGAGAAGUUACCGUCUGGAUGGGAGAAAAGAAUGAGCCGCAGUUCAGGCAAAGUGUACUACUUCAACCACAUCACCAAUGCCAGCCAAUGGGAACGUCCGGUGGGAGAUGGCCGUGGAGAGCCAGAUAAGGUACGCUGCUCUCACCUGUUGGUGAAGCAUAAUCAGUCACGUCGUCCAUCUUCCUGGCGGGAACAAAAUAUCACACGAACUAAAGACGAGGCCCUGGAACUCAUUCAGAAGUACAUAGAAGACAUCAAGUCUGGAGAGGAGAAGUUUGACGCCCUGGCUUCUCAGUUCAGCGACUGCAGCUCAGCUAAGAACGGUGGAGAUCUGGGAUUAUUUGGCAGAGGUCAAAUGCAAAAGCCUUUUGAAGAUGCCUCCUUUGCUCUCAAAGUGGGAGACAUGAGUGGUCCUGUUUUUACUGACUCUGGAGUCCACAUCAUCCUACGUACUGGUUGAAAGGAAGAAGCCACAUACUGUACUUUUCUCUUACAUCUUCAUACACAAACACACAACCACACGCACACACACAGUCCAACCUAACCACACUUGUGAUUUAUUUUAAUGACACACACAACAACAAAGCUUAUGGGCUGAAUCGCAUUAUUUUAAGUGGGAUCAUUUAGUUCCAAGCACUAUUGAACAUGUAUGAAUAAUUUCAUCAAACUGAACAUCAAGGAGUAUUGCAGAUUAUUCCUGUAAGACCUCAAGCUUUUAUUAACCAUGGCAAUGCCAUUAUAUAAAAACAUGAGUGCCUGUGACUGUUGAAGUGAGUGCACCGUGAAAACAUUUCACACAAGUUUGAGAAUGCGUUUGUAAAAGCUUGUGUAUUGUAUGUGCAUGUCUUCAAAAGGACCAUUUACUGUAUGUUCUUUCUGUAAACUUUUCCAUUUCUACUGUAUGGUUGCCAAAGCAGUUUCUCUAUCUGUAUUAUUGUUUUGGAUAAUGGAUUCAAAAGAUGUUUAAAAUACUUUCUAGCCAUUGCAGACCCCUGCAGUUCGACAAAGCACAGUUAUUCUGAGUUCUCUACAUUUAAGCAUUGAUUGAAAGUUUUUGUUCCUUGCAGAUAUUCAGUAACAUAGAAUCAUUUGUUUUCAUAAUCCACAUAAUCCCCCCCCCAACCCCCCUGUAGGAUAUGCAAAGAUGGCACAGUUGAAAACUUCCAGGUUUUAACAAUCAGCUCUGCUGCUUUUAAAAGCAUCAAAGUUCAGAUGAACUGUUACACUGUUGUCUCUUUGGAGUUUUUCUUUCAUCAAUUAAAAAAUCUCUUUUUUUGUAAGUCUCUUGUUUUACUUAGUUCCUCUGUUUUUGGAGUUUCUCUUUAUCAGAGUACAUUGAGCAUUACCACAGAUCUGAGGGCAGGAGGGGCAAGGUUUUAUUUGGAACAGAAUGAAACCAUGGACACGCUUAUUAUGAAAAUGGUGCUGAUUAAUGGUGUCAGCAAACCUGCAGCUUAAAGUGCUUUAUGUGGAAUACACAGAAGCAUCAACAUGAAUAUUAAUAAUAUAGUAUAAUAAAGUCAGUUUUGAUUAAUGUUAUCCUUGCAUCACCAGGCAAAAUGAUCAGUAGAAAAAAAAUAGAAUACAAAAAAUAAUUUGGACUUAGACCGAACAUACAGUAAAUUGUAUAUAAAAAAGAGGAGCAUGUUACAUUAAGGGAGAUGUUGGAGAAUGAUCAAGAGAAUUUUGGCACAACCUGUUUGCUGUGUAAUUUCAGUUGAAGGAAAUAAAGUCAAGUGAUUUGUCUGUAA
This is a messenger RNA of Siniperca chuatsi (mandarin fish), 1882 nucleotides long. RefSeq names its product peptidylprolyl cis/trans isomerase, NIMA-interacting 1 (gene pin1). Lineage: Eukaryota; Metazoa; Chordata; Actinopteri; Centrarchiformes; Sinipercidae. Gene Ontology annotation, molecular function: protein binding; peptidyl-prolyl cis-trans isomerase activity. Bases 121 to 591 code for a protein of 156 amino acids. The record is from RefSeq and is a predicted model, not a curated record. Gene Ontology annotation, cellular component: nucleus; cytosol. The transcript has 5 exons.